UCUUUGGGACUAUUUAUAAUUUGGGACACACCUCCUGCCUUACAGCAAGCCAAGAAAAGUCUGUAUAUACUAGUUCUGGUAUAUACACACAUUUUGGGCAUUUAUCUCAUUAAUGUAUAAACACAGUGGAGACCAUAUGUCACAAUAUACACAAAAGCAUACAGCUACAGACAAAAUUUACAAAAAGAAACACAAACAUCGCAUUUAGUAGGCACACCCACUUCACCCAUAGUCAACAAACAAAAACAAAUCACAUAUAUACAUAUAUUUGCUUCUACUACACAUGAGGAAAUGGGUUUGGAAGAGGAGCUUUUGAAGAUUGGAAGAAGGCUGGAAAGGAGAUUCAGCGAGAGAAACACUGACCGUAUUCUGGAAUUGCUAAAGGAACUGCAGGUACUUGAAGUCACUGUCCCUCUCCUGCGGAGCACAAGAAUUGGCGUGACUGUUAAUAAAAUUAAGAAGAAGAGUGAUGAGCAAAAGGUGACAGAGAUUGCCAAAGCCAUCAUCAGGGACUGGAAGAAAAUACUGGAAUCUUCUUACAAAGACAAAGGCACCAAAACAACUGCAGAUUUGGUCAAACCAACCCAGUCAGGUUGUGCCAGGAUUUCAUCUCCUUCCUUCAAAAAUCUGCAUUUGGAAAGAUCCAGUCAGUGCCCUGCAAGUCAUCAACCAUUACACACUCAGCAAGCUAUCCCUAAGGAGCCCGAAUUAAAAAGAAAAUACUCUACCGAUGCCCAAACCUCUGUUGAGAUAACAAAGAAUUCAGAGAGCAAUUCUCAUUCUGCCUUUGUCUCAGAAAAUUCUCAGUUGGCUCCCCAGUUCAACCUACUCAGAAUGGAUCCACAAAACCAUUUAGUGAUGUUCAAAAACAUGGAGAAAGUGGGGGGGCAGAUGGGAUCACCUGCAGACAUACAUUCCCCAUCAAGGAACACUAUGACACAAGAAGCCAUCAGAGAGCACCAGAUGGCAAAAACUGCAGGUACUCAGACAGAUCUACUGCAGUGUGAUAAGUGCAAAAAGAAGAAUUGCACCUACAACCAGGUGCAGACCAGAAGUGCUGAUAAACCCAUGACAACAUUUGUCAUGUGUAAUGAGUGUGGAAAUCUCUGGAAGUUCUGCUGAUCUAUGAAUUUCCAAGUUGAGUACUACAUGCAAUGUGUUGGACUGCCCUUUCAAAGAGCAGUGUUCUUCUGACUCCUAUGUUUCAUAUCCAUGUCUUCAUUUUUUCUGUCUUCGUUUGUCUCUGUCUGUACAUUACAUCUUCUCAAGCUUUCUCUUUUUUCUUCUCCUUCUUUAUCUCUCAUAAAACCAUAAUCAGAGUGGCAAGGGUACCAGCCAUGUCUAAUAUUAAACAUUUUAAAUGGAA
This is a messenger RNA of Xenopus laevis (African clawed frog), 1366 nucleotides long. It is a transcript of the gene tcea3.L, whose product is annotated as ctranscription elongation factor A (SII), 3 L homeolog. The record is from RefSeq and is a predicted model, not a curated record. NCBI's taxonomy places the organism in Eukaryota, Metazoa, Chordata, Amphibia, Anura, Pipidae. The transcript has 11 exons. The coding region runs from base 292 to 1122 and encodes 276 amino acids.